AUGCAUGUCCCAGCAGUGGGUGGAAAGGGGCAGGGGAAUACAAGCCUUCUGCUACGGUUCACAGAUGAUACCUUUGACCCAGAACUUGCAGCAACAAUUGGUGUGGACUUCAAGGUGAAAACUAUUUCAGUUGAUGGAAAUAAAGCUAAACUGGCAAUAUGGGAUACGGCAGGAAGGUUCAGAACACUAACACCCAGUUACUACAGAGGUGCACAGGGUGUUAUUCUAGUUUAUGAUGUCACAAGAAGAGAUACCUUUGUCAAGCUGGAUAAUUGGUUAAAUGAAUUGGAAACGUACUGCACCAGAAAUGACAUAGUUAAAAUGCUAGUUGGAAACAAGAUUGAUAAGGAAAACCGUGAAGUUGACAGAAAUGAAGGUCUCAAAUUUGCAAGAAAACAUUCCAUGUUGUUCAUAGAGGCAAGUGCAAAAACAUGUGAUGGUGUACAGUGUGCCUUUGAAGAACUUGUUGAAAAAAUCAUUCAGACUCCUGGACUGUGGGAGAGCGAGAGCCAAAACAGAGGUGUAAAGUUAUCAAACGAGGAAGAAGGAUAUGGAGGAGGAGCAUGUGGUGGAUACUGCUCUAUGUUAUAAACUUUGGGAAGCUUAUUCUUUGCAUAUUUAAACAGAUAGUGACAUCUUUCUGUAAAUAAAUUCAUUAAAUGCUAUUUUUAGGGACCUUGCAGUUUGCACAUAUUUGUUUUGUAUCAUGGCAGUGAACACUUGUAGGAAAAAUGUUCUGCAGCUUUCCCAGUUUGAAAACGUUGUGGUAAGCAUGCCCCAUUUGCAAUCUUCAGAUUUUUAUAAGUAGCAUAAAUAAUGUGCAAGAACAAAUGCACUCAGGAUUUUAUGCCCAUAUACAUUCAUCAUGUAACUACUCUAAACAAAUCCAUCUAAUACGUGGAUAUUACUGCAUUAUCUGCUUUUUGUCUCAUUUUUAAAUACUCUUGAAAUUAUAAAGCUAUAUAGUAUGCACAGAUCCUGAAAACCGUGCGAGCUAUAAAUACUACAUUUCAUCUCUUCCGGUAAAUGUUUUUUAUGAUAUUAAAAAUGGCACGAUUAUACAAGUCUUAGACAAGUCUGCUAAAUUUUUGUCUUUCGGCAGAGCUGUCUAAAAUAGGAACUGACACAGGUCAUAGUUAAUUUCAGCACCUUUUUGAAGAGAUACUUUAAAAGCUUCCUUUGCAAAGCUGGGGGAUGCCCUUUUUUUCUUUUUAAUCAUCACUUCAGUUGACUGCUUAACUGGAGUUUUAAUCCUGUGAUAUUUAUAUACUAAAUUCAUGGUACUCUUGCACUCUAGGUUUUUAUGAUACAAUCUACUCUAGACCUGCCACAGAAAGUCUUCAUUUUUGGCGAAGGGUUUGAAUGACAUCCUUGUUCUUACAUUGUGAAUCGAUUCGCCACACUUCAGUACAGACACCUGGUUUUCCUAAAUGUUUGUAGUGUAACUUAAUCUCAAACUGUAGCUCACUAUGGCUAUGAAGAGCUGUAUCACGUCUGCUUUGUGUGGCUACUUGUUCAGAAAUAUAACUUCCUGUCCCAGUUACUAAAUGGGAAGUUAUACAGCUUUUGGAUCUCUGUAUGGAAAAUACUACUGCAAUGAGUAUUCACUUGAAUUUACUGUAACGAAGCCAAUGGUUUGUUUCGGAAGACUUGUAUAGACUAAUAAAUUUUUUUUUCCACAGUAUUCAACUUUUCUAACCUCUUCCUAUUGUAGAGUUGUAUAUUUUCUAGUACAUACAGUUUUAAAAAGGUCACUUUUUAAAGAGGGAUUAUUUCUGAAGGAUAAGAUGAGGAUGCCAUGUUAAUUUAAAAAAAAAUCACUAUAGUGCAAUGGGUAACUGCACUACUGGGCAGUUUCUUGUAAAUAUAGUGAAUUUACAGUACCUUUUAUUACAGCAAGGUUUUGUGUACAUGUCAGCACACAUGAUAUGUAUUUUGCAGCGGGUUUGGCUGCAUAUGUUAAAAUUCACUUUAUUCUUCACAUGGGAACUUUUUCUAUUCUGUUUUACACUCGCUGGAAAACAAUACCAAAAUCUGAAGACCUAACCAUGCUAGUUGUUUUUAACCAAAUAUUGUAUCUAUAGUAUUGUUAAUGUAGUAGGAUAAUUUAAAUAUGUAAAUGUAAUUAAUAUUGAAUACACAUAUAUGUUGUAUUAAAGUGUUAGAUUUUUAUUACUGUUUCAUGAUACAGCAUAUGUGGGCUAAGCAAGUCUUACUUGUUAGUAUUGAGGUUAUUGUGGAUUUGUCUUGUGUAGGCUAGCAGCUAGAGAGAAGCUGUAGAAGCAUUAAAACAUUGAACAAGUGGC
This is a messenger RNA of Struthio camelus australis, 2306 nucleotides long. The record is from RefSeq and is a predicted model, not a curated record. NCBI's taxonomy places the organism in Eukaryota, Metazoa, Chordata, Aves, Struthioniformes, Struthionidae.